This is a messenger RNA of Diorhabda carinulata, 5187 nucleotides long. RefSeq lists its product as uncharacterized. Bases 1 to 5187 code for a protein of 1728 amino acids. The record is from RefSeq and is a predicted model, not a curated record. The transcript has 2 exons. Gene Ontology annotation, molecular function: nucleic acid binding. NCBI's taxonomy places the organism in Eukaryota, Metazoa, Arthropoda, Insecta, Coleoptera, Chrysomelidae. Gene Ontology annotation, biological process: DNA integration.
AUGGCUAACGAGGCCGGUCGAAAUGACCAAGAACAAGAAUUUCAAUUAAUGAUUUCUCGUUUAGUUUCUCGCCGCGGCCAAUUAAAAGGUCAACUAACGCGGUUUAAAAAAUUUGUUGCUGAUUCAAACAAUAAUUCAAAAAUCACAGAAAUUUCCACUCGUAUGCAAAGAAUGGAACUCAUCUUUGAUGAAUUUAACAAGGUUCAAACCGAAAUUGAGCAAUAUGAUGAAUCCGAACAAAAUUUCUCCGAGCGAGUCACCUUUGAAGAUGAUUAUUAUGAAACGGUAGCAAAGGCAAAAGAAUUCGUCGGUCAAUUUGAAACAUUCAAUGUUAAAUUGCCACCUUUGUCUCUGCCCGAAUUUGACGGCAGUUAUGAUAAAUGGUUAACAUUUUACGAUGCAUUUUCGGCUCUCAUCCAUAAUAAUCCUAAUUUAGGUAACAUACAAAAGUUUUACUAUCUCCAAACAACGUUAAAAAAAGAAGCAAUAAAAAUUAUAGACUCUCUGGAGGUAACAGAUUCGAAUUAUCCUGUGGCUUGGGAGUUAUUGAAGGAGAGAUAUCAAAAUAAAAAAUUUAUAAUAAAAGACCACAUAAAACAAAUCUUUGAUUUGCCAAAUGUAAAUAGAGACUCCUUUGAAUCUCUACGAUUUUUUGUAGACAAUUUACAAAGGCACUAUCGAGCUUUGCGUAAUUUAAAAGAACCAGUAGAACAAUGGAGUACAAUUUUAAUUCAUCUAUUAUUAUCUAAAUUAGAUGCAAAUUCUAGGAAAGAGUGGGAGAUUGAAACUAAAGACGUAGUGUCACCAACUUCAGAAACAUUCAUUCAAUUUUUGAUCGAUAGAUGUAAACUACUCGAAUCUAUCGACAAUAAAUAUCUGAACAAACCCUCUUCUUCAAAUUAUCAGAAUACAUAUCACAAAUCUGCUACAACAAAGAUACAGAGUAAUAUUUCUACAAGGCUUCUAGCUUGUAUUUUUUGCAAAGGAGAUCACGUAAUUUAUUAUUGCAAUGAAUUUUUAAAACUUUCUAUUUCAGAUCGUAUCAAUACAAUACGUAAACUUAAAGCUUGCACUAAUUGCCUUCGACUAGGACAUAAAGUUUCGAAUUGUCAAGGAAGUUCAUGCAGAAUUUUUGAUAAAAAACAUAAUAGUUUACUGCAUUUAUCUAUUACUAAUAAAAACUCACAUCAAAAUUGCGACAUUACUGAUAAACAUAAUAUUUCCAAUAAUGGAGCGCACGCCUCUGUUAAUAAUUCUUCACAGAACUUGCCAAUCAAGUCUGAUGAAAAACGAGUCGAAAGAAAUGAUAGUAAACAAAGUGUUGUUGCUUGUGCUCAAAAUAUUUUAACUUUAACUGCUUACGAUAACGAUUCAUUUGUUUUACUUACAACCGCACUUUUAAAAAUUGAAAAUAAAGACGGCGAAUCCAUGAUUUGUCGAGCGUUUUUAGAUGCCGGUUCUCAGUCAAAUUUCAUGAGUCAGGAAUUAUUUGAAAGAUUGAAUAUUCAAGGGACAGAUGUUCAUAUAAAAGUUAUAGGAAUAAACGGCAAUAUAAGUUUUAUUAAUAAUGUUAUUAAAACACGAAUUAAAUCUAUAAACUCCAAUUAUAAUGUUAAUUUACAAUUUUUGGUAUCCAAUCAGAUAACGACUGACACACCCCACAUGGACUUUGAUACGUCUCAUCUCAAAAUUCCUAAUAAUAUUGAUUUGGCAGAUCCACAAUUUAAUGAAUCCAGUAAAGUUGAUAUACUUUUGGGUGCCGGUAUUUUUUAUCGCUUAUUAUUACCCGGUCAAAUUUUUCUAGGAAAGGGUCGUCCUAUUCUACAAAAUACAGAACUCGGUUGGAUUGUAGCAGGUACAAUCAGUUGUCCGAAUAUAAAUAAUAGAAAUUUUUCUGUGUGUAACUUGUCAAGGUCAAUGAACAAUCUUGAAAAGGGAUUAGAGAAAUUUUGGUUGAUAGAAGAAAUUCCGUCUUUGAAAAAUAACUAUACCGAGGAAGAAAAUGAAGUAGAGAGUCAUUUUCAACAGACUUAUAGUCGUGAUAAUUAUGGUAACUUUAUUGUCCGCUUACCUUUUAGGGACAAUCUAGAGCAGUUGGGCGAAUCAUAUGAUAUCGCAGUCAAUAGAUUUCAAUCCUUGGAAAGAAAACUCGGUAAAAAUCCUACAUUGAAAGAAAAUUAUAGUAGUUUUAUGAAUGAAUAUAUUAACUUAGGACAUAUGUCUGAAUUAAAUAAUUUUAAUUUCAAUUUACAGCCAAGCUUUUUCUUACCUCACCACGCUGUAAUAAAAGAGUCCUCAAUGACCACGCGACUUCGUGUUGUUUUUGACGCCUCCAGUAAAUCCACUUCGGGUUUAAGUUUAAACGAUAUAUUAAAAACAGGACCUUGCAUCCAGGAUACGUUAUUCUUUAUCUUAUUACGUUUUCGAUUAUUUCCGAUUGUAGUUUCCGCGGACAUCGCUAAGAUGUAUCGAUGCGUUAAAAUACAUGAGAACGAUACAAAGUUUCAAUUAAUACUCUGGCGCAAUAAUACUACAGAUCCUUUGAAAAUUUACAAGUUACUCACGGUAACAUAUGGGAUGAGCCCUGCCUCUUUUUUAGCUACUCGUUGCUUAAAACAGUUAGCUCUUGAUAAUGAAAUCAAUCAUCCUGAGGCUGCUCAAUCUAUUUUAAAGGAUUUUUACAUGGACGACUACUUAGUCUCCGUAAAGGAUAUUAAAUCUGCAUGUUUUUUAAUAAAAGAUGUAUAUAACAUUUUACUGUCGGGCGGAUUCCGUUUACGCCAAUGGUCUUCAAAUAAUCAGCAAAUUUUGAAUUUUGUUUCACAAUUAGAUCCCUCUACUAAAACAGAUUAUAUUAUUAAGGACGAACAAAGUUGCAGUAAACCUUUAGGUACGGUCUGGAACUCUUCAGAGGAUAUUUUAAAAUAUGUUACAAAUCCCGAAUCUGGUCCAGAUCACUACAAGAUCUUCACAAAGAGACGAAUUUUAUCCGUUAUCAGUCAAAUCUUUGAUAUUCUAGGUCUUAUAGGUCCCGUUAUUACGCGCGCGAAAUUAUUUAUGCAAAAAUUGUGGGGUUUAAAAAUAGGUUGGGAUGAUCCAGUACCCGACAAUGUUCUAAUUUCGUGGCUACAGUUUUACAAUAGUUUGAAAAUAAUUGAAAAAUUAAAAAUUUCACGACAUAUUUUAAUAACAGAUUUCAUAUCCAUAGAAAUGCAUGUCUUUACCGACGCUUCUCAGUACGCUUAUGGUACUGCAAUUUAUUUCAGGUCCAUGAAUUCAUUGGACACAGUAAAUGUAAAUCUAGUUUGUUCCAAAUCUAGAGUUGCUCCUUUGAAAGUAAUUUCUAUCCCUCGAUUAGAGCUUUGUGCCGCAUUGUUAGGUGUUGAAUUAGCGCACACAGUAAUAAAGGCAACAGAAAAUGAAAUUAAAAUUGAUAAAAUAUUUUACUGGUGUGAUUCGACCAUUGUGUUGGCUUGGAUAUCAUUGGAAUCCAGUAAACUCAAAACGUUCGUCGCAAAUCGCGUAUCAAAGAUACAGACUUUUUCCCAUAGUCACCAGUGGCGUUACAUACCAACGGAUUUGAAUCCAGCUGACUACAUAUCUCGAGGUGUCCACCCAGGAGAAAUACAAGAAUUCGAUUCGUGGUUCUUUGGUCCUAAAUUCCUUUUAAGUAGCAAUCAAUAUUGGCCUAAUAACAUUGAAACUCAAUCAAAUACCGAUUUACCUGAAUUGAAACAGCCGCCCAACAAAAUAUUGUUAACCAAAGAAUGUGUUAAAUUUGACGUCUUUUAUAAAUAUUCUUCGUUUAAUAAAUGUAUUCGUAUAAUCGCCUACCUUUUGCGAUUUAAAAAUAACUUAAAGGUUAAGCCCAAGCAGAGAGAUUUAAAUAAGCUUAAAAUUUCCGAAUUAGACGAAGCUAAAAUAAUUUUAAUUAAACAUUUUCAACGCAAACAUUUUGCUAUUGAAAUCAAAGAUUUAUUAAGACACAAACAAGUUUCAAAAAAGAGUAAACUCUUCCGCUUGAGUGUUUUUCUCGACGAGAGGGGUACAAUAAGAGUCGGGGGACGAUUGAAAAAUACUAAUUUAAAUUUUGACAAUAAACAUCCAAUUAUUCUGCCUGCAAAAUGCCACUUAACAUCUCUUAUUGUGAGAAAUUAUUGGCCUAUGCAAGGUCGAAAUUCAGUUAGAGGAAUUUUAAGAAAAUGCGUUAUUUGUUUUAAAGUAUCACCUUCUGCAGGCCUUCAAAAAAUGGGUGAUCUACCGUCAACCCGAAUACAACCUUCUAGAAUAUUUUCUGUACUUGGAGUAGACUAUACGGGUCCAUUCUUAAUUAAAAAUAGUUUUUUGCGAAAUACCAAAUCGAUAAGGGCAUGGAUAUGUAUUUUUAUACGUUUUGCUUCUAAGGCCAUACAUAUCGAACUGGUAACUGAACUAUCAACUAAUAGUUUCUUGAAUGCGUUUAAAAGGCUAAUCGCUCGCAGAGGUUUUCCUUCGGAAAUCUAUUCGGACAAUGGGUCCAAUUUUGUCGGUGCGUCCAAUCUUAUAAACGAAAUCAAAGAUGAUGUAUUCCAAAAUUUUCUAAUUGACAAUCGCAUUAUUUGGCAUUUCAUACCACCGCGAUCUCCGCAUCAUGGCGGAUUGUGGGAAAGCGCUGUACGACUCACAAAAUAUCAUUUAAAGCGAGUUUUACAGAACACUCUUCUAACUUACGAGAAUUUCUAUUCUUUAUUGGUUCAAAUUGAAUCUAUAGUAAACUCACGCCCUCUGACUCCGCUUAGUGAAGAUCCAGACGACUCGGACGUUUUAACACCUGGACAUUUUAUAAUUGGUGCUCCUCUAACUUUCUUACCAGAAAAGUCAUUAGACGUUAAACAUUCUAGGUUAAGUUGUCGCUAUAAACAAUUGCGAGCUUUAUUUGAACAGUUUUGGAGGAGCUGGUCUCGCAGUUAUCUACAGACUCUUCAAGAACGCCCUAAAUGGCAAGUUGCAAAUGACAUUUAUAAGGUCGGUCAAUGCAUCGUGUUACAUGAUGAUGCUGCUCCAUUAGCCUGGAAGAUUGGAAGAAUAAUGAACGUGCAUCCUGGUGCUGAUGGGCACAUUCGAGUGGUAACUGUUAAAGUGAAAAACGCUAUAUUUAAACGUCCUGUCACUAAAAUCAGUGUUUUGCCUAUUUAUGAUCAAUCCUAA